This is a messenger RNA of Solea senegalensis (Senegalese sole), 4197 nucleotides long. RefSeq names its product zinc finger RNA binding protein (gene zfr). The record is from RefSeq and is a predicted model, not a curated record. The coding region runs from base 68 to 3316 and encodes 1082 amino acids. Gene Ontology annotation, molecular function: double-stranded RNA binding; single-stranded RNA binding; zinc ion binding. Lineage: Eukaryota; Metazoa; Chordata; Actinopteri; Pleuronectiformes; Soleidae. The transcript has 20 exons. Gene Ontology annotation, cellular component: precatalytic spliceosome.
CCGGGUGCGACAUGUAAUAUAAAUAGGCUGGUGUAGAUCUCGGGCGUCGGUAUAACAUACGAAACCAAUGAUUCCCAUAUGUCCUGUUGUCUCCUUCACCUAUGUGCCCAGCCGGCUUGGUGAAGAUGCCAAAAUGGCCACCGGCAAUUAUUUUGGAUUUACCCAUGGCGCUGCCGCCCAGUACAGUCAUCAGCCAGCUGCUGGGGUAGCAUACACACAUCCCACCACAGUGGCCAGUUACACCGUACAUCAAGCACCUGUGGCGGCACACACAGUAGCAGCAGCCUAUGCUCCCACUGCAGCCACAGUAGCUGUGGCUAGGCCUGCUCCUGUUGCUGUGGCAGCUGCUACUGCUGCAGCGUACGGAGGAUACCAACCUACCCACACUGCAACUGAUUAUGGCUACCCUCAGCGCCAGCCUGAAGUCCCUCCACCUCCACCACCGGUCACCUCGCAGAACUACCAGGAUACCUACUCCUACGUCCGCUCCACUGCUCCAGCUGUAGCCUAUGACAGUAAGCAGUAUUACCAGCAGCCCACUGCUACAGCAGCGGUUGCUGCUGCACAGCCACAGCCCAGUGUGGCAGAUUCCUAUUACCAGACAGCACCUAAACCAGGAUACAGCCAGGGCGUAACAUCAUACACCCAGAGCCAGCAGGCGCGACAAGUGACGGUGAUAAAGCCUGCUGCUCCCAGUCCAGCAUCAUCCACUUUUUCUAUCUACCCAGUAACCUCCACUGUCCAGCCUGUCGCUGCUGCAGCCUCUGUGGUCCCCUCGUACUCUCAAAGUCCAACCUACAGCACGAAUGCCGUCACCUACUCUGGAACCUCGUACUCUGGCUAUGAAGCAGCCGUUUACUCUGCAGCCUCCAGCUACUACCAGCAGCAGCAGCAGCAGCAGCAGCAGCAGCAGAAGCAGGCAGUGGCAGCUGUGGCGGCAACAGCAGCAUGGACGGGCAACACCUUCACAAAAAAACCUACCUUUCAAAAUAAACCGCUUCGGCCCAAGCAACCACCCAAACCCCCCCAGAUCCACUAUUGCGAUGUCUGUAAGAUCAGCUGUGCUGGUCCACAAACGUACAAGGAGCAUCUGGAAGGGCAGAAGCACAAGAAGAAGGAAGCGGCUCUGAAGGUUUCCCAGAGCAGCAGCAGCAACAGCAGCAGCAGCAGCAGCAGUGGUGGAGGUGCAUUGGCCCGCAGUGCUCAGAACCAGCUCCGCUGUGAACUCUGUGAUGUUUCCUGCACUGGUGCUGAUGCCUAUGCUGCCCACAUCCGUGGAGCCAAGCACCAGAAGGUGGUGAAGCUCCAUACCAAACUUGGGAAGCCUAUUCCGUCGACUGAGCCCAGUAUGGUCACCCAGACAUCGUCGUCCACCACGGCUGCAGCCAGUAAGACGUCCACGGUCACCCUGAGCAGCACCAGCAGCUCUCUGUGUGCGGCUGCCUCCUCCUCUGCUGCCGCCAGCUCCAGUCCUCCAUACCUGAAGCCGGUCAACAUGGUCAGCAGUGGUGUUGCAGGUCUCAAGAACACAUUAACCAACAACCACUCUGCUGUCAACGCCGCCUCAGCUGGGAAGAAACUCAACACACCCAAGAUUAAUUUUGUUGGUGGAAAUAAGUUGCAGACCACAGUAAAUAUUGAGGAGUCGAGAGCAGAGGUCAAAAUGGACGCUUCUAAGCCUGCAGUGCCCUCUACAGGUGUUCAAGACCCCAAGACUGACGUGUCAGAUUCUCUGUCCACAUCUGCCCUGGCUGCACUGCAGAGUGACGUCCAGCCUGUUGGUCAUGACUAUGUAGAGGAAGUCCGAAACGAUGAAGGCAAAGUCAUCCGCUUCCACUGCAAGCUGUGUGAAUGUAGCUUCAACGACCCCAAUGCAAAGGAAAUGCACCUCAAAGGUCGACGGCAUCGUCUGCAGUACAAGAAAAAGGUGAACCCAGACCUGCAGGUAGAGGUGAAGCCCAGCAUCCGAGCUCGGAAGAUUCAGGAAGAAAAGAUGAGAAAGCAAAUGCAGAAGGAGGAAUACUGGAGAAGAAGAGAGGAAGAGGAGCGCUGGAGGAUGGAGAUGAGGCGUUACGAAGAAGACAUGUACUGGAGACGUAUGGAGGAGGAGCAGCACCACUGGGACGAGCGUCGUCGUCUGCCAGAUGGAGCUUAUCCACAGGGACCCCCUGGUCCUCCUGGUCUACUUGGAGUGAGGCCUGGCAUGCCUGGUCUGCAGCCUCAGGGCCCUGUGCCCCCGCGUCGUCCUGAUUCUUCAGACGAUCGAUACGUCAUGACGAAGCACGCAGCCAUCUACCCGUCAGAGGAUGAGCUCCAGUCCAUCCAGAAGAUCGUAUCUAUUACAGAACGGGCCCUCAAACUGGUCUCGGACAUAAUUACAGACCAGGACAAGGCCAGUGAAGAGGAUAAAGACAAGAAGGAAUCCUGUAAAGACAGAGCCCUGAAGGGAGUGAUGAGGGUUGGAGUCCUGGCCAAAGGCUUGCUCCUGCGUGGGGACAAAAACGUCAACCUCGUUUUGCUCUGCUCAGAAAAGCCCACCAAGAGCCUGCUUACCCGCAUCGUGGAGCACCUCCCUAAACAACUAACUAUCGUAACACCAGAGAAAUACGAGGUCAAGGGAUCCAUCCAGGAGGCAGCCAUCAUCCUGACGUCCUGUACCGAGCCAAAGAUGCAAGUGACGAUCACGCUGACUUCCCCCAUUAUCAGAGAGGAGAGCGGCCGGGAUGGAGAUGUAACCUCGGGUUUGGUGAAAGACCCAGCGGACGUCUUGGAAAGGCAAAAAUGCCUUGACGCUCUGGCUGCUCUGCGCCACGCUAAGUGGUUCCAGGCUAGAGCUAAUGGACUUCAGUCAUGUGUGAUCAUCAUCCGCAUCCUGCGAGACCUCUGUCAACGAGUCCCUACGUGGUCGUCCUUUCCAGGAUGGGCCAUGGAGCUGCUGGUAGAGAAGGCCAUCAGCAGCGCCUCCGCCCCGCUCAGCCCAGGCGACGCACUGAGACGCAUCUUUGAAUGUAUUUCCUCUGGGAUUUUACUCCCCGGUGGGCCAGGAUUGGUCGAUCCGUGUGAGAAGAAACCCGUGGACACUCUGGUGCCCAUGGAAGAGCAACAGAGGGAGGACAUCACCUCAAGUGCCCAAUUUGCGCUGAGGCUGCUGGCGUUCCGUCAGAUCCACAAAGUUCUGGGCAUGGACCCUCUGCCACAGAUGAACCCACGCUUCAACAUCCGCAACAGCCGCAAGCGUCGCCGGGACAACAGCGACGGGACGGACAGCUUUGAGGGCGAAGGCAAAAAAGACAAGAAAGAUUACGACAGUUUGUAAGCUUCUGUGUUCAUAACAUACUAAAGUCAUAAGUUGUUGUAUGCACUGUCUCUUUUCUGUUUUAUAAGCUACAAAUGUUUCUGUUUAACUGCAGCUUCAUUUGCUGUUGAACAAACAAGAGAACAUGUCAGUGUACUGUUUUAGUUGUAGAGUUGUUUUUCUUUUAGGCUACAGUCACAGAUGAUGAUGAUGAUGAUGAUGAUGAGCUCGUGCCACUGCUUCCCUCUCACCUGUGUUUAUGUUUCAGUUGAAGGUGAAAUGACUUAGCAUCAGAUUUAAAGCUUCAUUCACAGGUGUUUGCUAUCGUGUUGUUGUUGUUGUUGUUUCUGUUCAAUAAUGACUGUACUUGACGCACGUGAUGUUGAUGCUGUGCUCCUGUUUCCUGAUGCUAAAGACAAAAUAGAAAAGUUGGAAACAUUGAAGUGGUUGGGGUUCGUCCUCUGGGGAACAUGCUAAAAUAUGAUAAAGAUUAUGUGGGGCAUUGCACAACACUUGAAGAACUGUAACUGUUGUUAGGUCUUUGUUUGUAGUGACGUCGUCCGCCCUCUGUGUCGUUUAGUCUUUUUAUUUUCAUAUAUAUAAGAAAGUAUUUGUAUAUUCAUUAGAUGAAAAUGCUUUGAUUUGUGGAAAACAUGGCCAUGUUCAUGACGCGUACAGUUUUUGGCUUUUAAAAUGUAUAAUGUUCCUAAGGAUCUGUAUUGGCUUGCUUGCCUUUUUAGUUUGUUUAGGUACUAAUUUAAAUUGAGUAUUUGAAAAUGCAAAGAAAAGCAGGUUAUUGUCGGUGGAAGGAAUCACUUGGAGAUCCUGUUGUGAAUGACUGCUGUGCUCUGAGUUCUGCUUUAACAUUUCCAUUAGCAGAAUAAAUACAUUUCCAGAUUGAA